GCAGCGCGCGCCGCGCAGCGACACGGCGCAGCAACAUGAAUGACCGAGGCAGGGAGACACUUCGCCGCUUCCACAGGAGCCCCGCUCUCUCCGUCUGAGCCGGAUCCAUCACGCCACCCGCUCCCCUCCUUCCUGACCGACCGUUGCCACUUCUUCCCCGGCUCGGUGUCCUCCGUCCGCCGCCGCGCGGCCGCCGCGAGACGCGUCAGCGGGAUGUUCCAGCCUCCAUCUUCACCGAGCGGCGUGUAGAGAGCUGACAGGCGAGUGUCUGCGUUAACAGCGGAGGAGCUGACGGUAAAUGAGAGGCCGCCACCAUGCCCCCAGGGAAGUAUGGGAUGCAGGAGGAGUGGGAGAAGGAGGGGGAGGUCGUCAUGGACUUCCUGCUGCCCACUGGGAUCUUCCUCAAAUUCCCCGUGUCUCGAAACGACACCAUCAAAAACAUCAAAAAAAUGGUCUGGAAAAACGCCAGAAGCGAAGCCCUGUUCAGCGGCCUGGGCGAUCCCGACGCCUACGUCUUCACCUGCAUCAACCAGACGGCGGAGCGGGAGGAGCUGGAGGAGGAGUCCAGGCGCGUGAGCGACGUGCGGCCCUUCAUGUGCGUCCUGAGGCUCGUGGCGAGGGAGGGCGACCGCGUGGAGAAACUCACAAAUGCUCAGAUCAGCCUGCUGAUCGGCAAAGGUCUUCAUGAGUUCGAGGCCCAGAAGAACCACGAGGUGAAUGAGUUCCGGACUAAAAUGCGAACCUUCUGCGAGGAGAAGGCUCAGGAGCGGCAGAGUCUGCCCUGGCAUCAGUGGAUGGAGUACAGCUUCCCCUGUGACCUGGAGCCCUGCUGCUCUCCGCCCGGCUCCAAAACCAAAAACACCAAGAAGAUCUUCGUCAACGUGAAGUUCGAGGCCAGCGAUGAAAGCUUCAUGCUGCAGCAGGACCCGCAGGACCUGCCGAUGGCUCUGAUGAGGAGCGCCCUCAAGAAGAAGGCGACGGUUUUUCGCUCGGUGCGGCAGGAGCCCGAGGACUACACGCUCCAGGUCAACGGGCGGUGGGAGUUCAUCUACGGGAGACACCCGCUGUGCCAGUUCAAAUACAUAUUCUCGUGUUUGAGGAACUGCCAGAACCCUCAUCUGACCAUGGUGCACCACUCCACCAUCAGUAAAUAUCAGGAGGAGCAGGGGAGAAUGUGCAGCCAGGUGUACAAGACUCGCUCCCUGUCCAGGCCGCCUCCCCUGCCCCUGAAAAAGCAGAACACCUCGUCUCUCUGGUCCAUCAAUGAGCCGUUCUACAUUCACCUGCUGCAGGGCAGCCGAGUCAACGCCGACGAAGGAAUGAAGCUCGUGGUGCAGGCUGGUCUGUUCCAUGGCAGCGAGCUGCUCUGUAAGGUGGUGACGAGCUCGGAGGUGACGGUGUGCUCCGAGCCGCUCUGGGACCAGAGGCUGGAGUUUGACAUCAACGUGGCCGACCUGCCCCGCAUGAGCCGCCUGUGCUUCGCUCUCUACGCCGUCAUCGAGAAGACCAAGAAGCCCCGCGGCACCAAGAAGAAGAACAAGCGAGCGGACUGCCCGAUAGCCUGGGUGAACACCAUGGUGUUCGACUACAAGGACCAGCUGAAGACCGGGGAGUUCCUCCUCUCCACAUGGCCAUCUGUGCCCGAUGAUAAAAGUGACCUUUUGAACCCGAUGGGAACAGUGGAGAAGAACCCCAACGUGGACAGCGCUGCUGGACUGCUCAUCCGCUACCCCAACAUCCGGCCUCAUCCUCUCUACUACCCUCCGCUGGAGAAGAUUGCCGAUGUGGAGAGAAAUGUUGAUCCAGUUUUCCCCACUAAAGAGGAGAAUGUGAGGCUGAAGGAAAUCAUGGACAACAAGAACUACACCGAGUUUUUCGAGGACGAGAAGGAGCUCCUGUGGAAGCUCCGCGCUGAAGUCCGUGAUCGAUUCCCUGAAAGCUUGUCCAAGCUGCUCCUCAUCACCAAGUGGAACAAACGCGAGGACGUGGUUCAGAUGGUGAGUUUACUGAAGAAGUGGCCAGACCUUCCUGCCAUUCAUGCCUUAGAGCUCUUAGACUACAGUUUUCCAGACCCAGCCGUGCGCUCAUUCACCAUCCGAUGCCUCCGGAAGCUGAGUGAUGGUGAACUGCUGCAGUACUUGAUCCAGCUGGUCCAGGUCCUGAAGUAUGAGUCCUACCUAGACUGCGACCUCACCACGUUCCUGCUCGAGAGGGCUUUGUCCAACAAGAGGAUAGGACACUUCCUGUUCUGGCAUCUCAGGUCAGAGAUUCAUGUGGCGUCCGUGGGUUUGCGUUUCGGCCUGAUUCUGGAAGCGUACUGCAGAGGAAACAUCCACCACAUCAAGCUGUUAACCAAGCAGAACGAGGCUCUGGGCAAAAUGAAGGCCCUGAGCGACAUUGUCAAGUCGGGGUCCCAGAAGAUGACGGCGGAGGACUUGAAGCUGUGCAUCAGGCAGGAGUCGUACCUGGAGGCCCUGUCAGACCUGCUGUCGCCUCUCAACCCCAGCGUGGUGCUGGCUGAGAUCUGUGCAGAUAAGUGCAGAUUCAUGGACUCCAAGAUGAAGCCACUCUGGCUGAUGUACAGGAACCCCCUGGCUCAAGGUGACAUGGUCGGCAUCAUCUUCAAAAAUGGAGACGAUCUUCGGCAAGACAUGUUGACUCUGCAGAUGAUCCAGCUGAUGGAGAACUUGUGGAAGAAAGAAGGCCUGGAUCUGAGGAUGAUCCCGUACGGCUGUCUGUCCACCGGGAACAAAAUGGGGCUGAUCGAAGUCGUGAAGAACUCGGACACCAUUGCCAACAUACAGCGCAACAACAGCAACAGUGCUGCUACCGCUGCCUUCAACAAGGAUGCCUUGCUCAACUGGCUCAAGUCGAAGAAUCCCGAGGACAAACUUGAUCAAGCAAUAGAGGAGUUCACUCUGUCCUGUGCUGGCUACUGUGUAGCAACUUACGUCCUGGGCAUUGGAGAUCGUCACAACGACAAUAUCAUGAUCAGGGAAACUGGACAGUUGUUCCACAUUGACUUUGGGCAUUUCCUGGGCAACUUCAAGCGGAAACUUGGGAUCAACAGGGAGCGCGUGCCUUUCAUUUUAACCUACGACUUUGUGCAUGUGAUCCAGCAAGGACGGACAAACAACAGCGAGAAAUUUGAGAGGUUCAGGGAGUACUGCGAGCGAGCCUAUAAGAUCCUGUGUCGGAACGGGACGCUGUUUGUCAACCUCUUCGCUAUGAUGAAGGCAGCAGGUCUCCCCGAGCUCACCUCCUUUAAGGAUAUCCAGUAUCUAAAGGACUCCUUAGCUCUGGGUAAAUCAGACGAAGAGGCACUGAAGAAUUUCAAAGUGAAGUUCAACGAAGCUUUGAGGGAAAGCUGGAAGACCAAGGUCAACUGGAUGAUGCACUCGCUGGCCAAAGACAAUCGACCGUGAGGAACUCUGACCGAACCCACAUAAACCCCGAGGACCAGCUAGAACCUGAAGAGGAGGACUCGUAUUUUAUGUCAUGGAUGACAUUUAAAGACAGACCUUAUCAAAUGUUUACAUUUCACUUGCCUGAAUGUGGUGAAUGAAGGAGGCGUCCAAAGACAGAGAUAUCCCUGGAGCACAGUGGAGGGAAUCCGUUGCGCUCAUCUCACAUCUCUGAAGGAUCAUCUUUGCAACAAGGAUGUAUUGCCCCAGAUCGUUAAUGUAUUUUUGAUUGAACUCGCUACUUGAAAACCACUUGUGGAAUCACUGUAACAGAAGGUCCGUCUCACCCACUGCGUUACUCAUCAGGCAGGGAACUGCAAACAAACUGGUGACUUCAGAAGACGCCAUGCAAAGGUGGAGCGUUGGAGCAGUUUCACCUCGAGACUAGUCUACAGUUUACAACCCUGGAUGGCUGUAUCACUUCCUCUUACUUCAACUGCAUCCUUGCAAAUAUGUUUUGUUUUUUUUUUUGUUUUUUUUAUACUCGUGUUUUAUUUAAUUUGGUAGUUUUGAAGCACUUGUAAAGCCAUAAAGGGUAUUUUAAAUAUAUGUAUAGUGUUGUAUUUUAUUGCUAUGACAUUGAUGUGUAAUAUUGCCUUGAAAAACAAUAUGUUGCCUUCGUAGUGCCAAUUCAUAUAAAGUAUUGUCGGAUUUACAAUGUGAUUUCAGAUGAAGAAGUAUAGUAUUUAAUUUUGAUACCGUGCCUGUGGCUGAGGGUGCAAAUUUACGCUGUUCUUAAAGAGUGCAUUAGCAUCCUAAGACACACUCUCACUUGUUUCUGUGCUUACAUGGGAAGUUUAGUUCCUCUCUUGUGUCCAUUUGUUAAACACAGUUUUAGUUUGUGACGCAGAGCUUAGUGUAAAGAAUUGAAACAGCUGAAAUGAGCUCAGCUGUUUCGUUUGAAAAUAAAUAGCAGCAUUAAGAGCAGCUCUCCAAAAAUUGCCAUGCGUUUUGGCGCUGCUAUAUCCGUGGUUCUCAACAUGUGGGACGGACCUCUGGAGCUCACAGGAGAACUUCAGAAGGUACGAAGCAGCAGGAUAAGGCUCGGGAUCAGGGGAAUACCUCUUCCCUUCUGAUUUUUGUUUUUUUGUUUUUGUCAUUUUUGUUUUUCAAAAGAAAUAAAGAAAAUGAAUAAUUUACAAGUAAACCAAUAAUUUCACAAAAACAUUUUUGUUACUGAAUUUGUGCGUCUAUUGGAGACAAAUUUCAAUCAUAAAACCAAAAAGUGUAGCGAUAGUUGCUGGUUAUUAAUAAAUGUUUAAGUUGUGGUGGGAGGCAACAUGGUUUAAGCUCUGCAGGGGGGCCGCUGUUCGCCUACACUUUGAUGACCGUUGUUAUCAUGCCAGGUGGAUCUGGCUCAGGCUGUCUGUAUCUCCACAUUUCCUUAACUCACGUCUGGCAAAGCAUACCAUUUCUUGGCUGCAGCUUCUUAUUCAACAGAUGUGAAAAGUGUUGUUUAAUGUGAUUAUUGAUUUUUUUUUUUUUUUUAUCUGAUGUAAGUGGAGAAAUAAAUUAUUAAAUGUAUUACAUUUUUGGUUGAAGAGAUAGUCAUAAUAUUUAAGUCUUGUUUCUGUUUGACCUGAAUAAGACAAUCUAUGGACUUGUGUAAGCCAUACACUCAUGCUUCUGUUCGUCAAAAUUAGUGCUGUUCACAUGCCUGUUUUGCAAAUGUAAAUCUGGAUUACGUCUCAGAAGAAGCAUUCUGUGAGAAUGUGUGAUGUAUGUAAGCCGUGCGCUUGGAUAUUUAAGUUAUGUAACGGUGAUUUUCUUUGCAUUAUUGAACAUACAGUGUGUGCCAGGUCUAGUGAAAGACAUGUCAUGCUUCUAGUGUCAAACAAGUCUAAUGCAGUGCUAAAUGAUGUUCGUGAUCCUACAUGCUGUUUGAUUUGAUUUUAAGGUGCAUUCUGAUUACUUUACAGGCUUCAUAUCCUGCUGCCAGUCCCCUGUAAGGACUGCUUGAAUGCACGGAGAUAAUAUGCUUUUCACGACCUCUUUUAACAUGCAGAGCAGUGAAAAUGGUCUCCGCUUUUUGUGAGUCUUGGUACAAUAUUGCCAUUGAGAAGAGCAGGUGUUGCUGUAUCUGUGCAGCAUGAAGUUUAAAUACCUUAAACUAUUGAAAUGUACACUGGAGUAGACUUUUAAUAUGGGUCAUUUAUUUCCUCAAUGCGGUUUCCACUAAGCUGCUUCAGGUCCGGCUUACUAAGAUUAUAAGGCUUUGUGUACAUAAAUGGAAAAUAUACAACUAAAACCUUUUAAAUUUAAUGUGAUAUAUGGACUUAAAUGGCACAAAUCCUUUAGGUACAGGGCUGGUUUCCCUUUCUUUUUUUUUCUUUUUUUUUUUUUUUUGUACAGGGAAAACAGAUGAGCAGUCCAGCUGAAGUGUUUCUUGUGUGGACCUAUGCUUUAAAUGCAUCCUAGCUUGGGAUUUGCUUCACUUGCAGUCGGGAGGGAAACGUGUUCAAUAAACAGUUUGCAACAGGAUAGCUCACUGGGGCUUUCUAGGAUCCAGGCCAUUUGUUAGCUUAAUGUUCUGUCUAUUUUUAUGCUGCCUUAAAAUAGGCUGAUUAAUUGGAUGAUGGCCAACACCACCAAAGACACCCCUAUUUUCUGCUACUCUUUGCAUAUCCAGCAGUAUUUUAGAGCAGCUGCCUUCAGUACAGGUCAAAAAGAGUUCAGACUUAGCAGGAACAUGAUUCAUUUACACUUAAAGAAAUCGAUUUAAAAUGAAGAAAAUGCUUUUAUUUUUACAUGUGAGAAUGUAUGUGGUGGUCUGCAAUUGUUCUUUGAAAUAAAUGUUAUUUAGCAGA
Salarias fasciatus (jewelled blenny) is the source of this 6271-nucleotide messenger RNA. RefSeq names its product phosphatidylinositol-4,5-bisphosphate 3-kinase, catalytic subunit delta (gene pik3cd). NCBI's taxonomy places the organism in Eukaryota, Metazoa, Chordata, Actinopteri, Blenniiformes, Blenniidae. The transcript has 23 exons. The record is from RefSeq and is a predicted model, not a curated record. Gene Ontology annotation, cellular component: plasma membrane; cytoplasm; phosphatidylinositol 3-kinase complex. Gene Ontology annotation, molecular function: 1-phosphatidylinositol-3-kinase activity; 1-phosphatidylinositol-4-phosphate 3-kinase activity. Gene Ontology annotation, biological process: cell migration; phosphatidylinositol-3-phosphate biosynthetic process; phosphatidylinositol-mediated signaling. The coding region runs from base 315 to 3425 and encodes 1036 amino acids.